Tachysurus vachellii is the source of this 1086-nucleotide messenger RNA. It is a transcript of the gene lft2, whose product is annotated as lefty2. Gene Ontology annotation, molecular function: growth factor activity; transforming growth factor beta receptor binding; cytokine activity. Lineage: Eukaryota; Metazoa; Chordata; Actinopteri; Siluriformes; Bagridae. Gene Ontology annotation, cellular component: extracellular region. The record is from RefSeq and is a predicted model, not a curated record. Gene Ontology annotation, biological process: BMP signaling pathway; SMAD protein signal transduction. The transcript is spliced from 4 exons. Bases 1 to 1074 code for a protein of 357 amino acids.
AUGGCUCUCCUCAUCCACCUGCUGCUGUGUGCAGUGCUCAUCUCUCUGGCGCAAACGUUCUCCACUGAAGACAUGAAGGACGCGAUUCUACAGAAACUCGGACUAACAGAACUGCCGAGCAUCCACAAGAGAGACUUAGAAAAUCUGGUGGUUCCGAAUCACAUCAAGAACAAGUAUAUCUCCAUGCUGAAACUACACCAUGCCCGGAGGCGCAGGUCCCUGCCCAGUUUGGCUGGGAUCCUUAGGCGUAUCCAUGGGAACGCAGAUAUAACAAGCGAAAUGAAAUACUCAGACAUGACUAGACAACAUCUCGUAUUUGACAUGGAGACGCGGCUGAAAGAAAACAGCGAGUUGGCCAUGGCAGAGCUCAAACUUUACCAGACCUCUCCGCGUAAACUGCUUGCCACUGAGAGGAAGAAGCACAGACCUGUCAAUCAUGCCCGUGUGAGCAUUUACUGGGUGUGCAGGGAGUCCAACCACAGCUCACUGGUUGACUCAAGGUUGGUGCCAGUGAACGAGGCCGGUUGGAGGAGCUUUGACGUGACCCAAGCUGUUCAUUACUGGUCCAAAUCAGUGACAAAAAGCCAACUGCAUUUGGAGGUGAGGAUCGAAGGAGAGAGGCCUGGAAUUUAUGCAGCAGAAAUGGCAAAACGAGUGAGAUUCACCACGCAAAACGCUGUGAACUCCCUGGACAACACUGCAGAGACACCUGAGCUCGUGCUGUACACCUUGAACUUGGAGGAAUAUGGGUCACUGGGCGACUGUAGGCACAGCGCAGACAAUCAGGCUUGCUGUCGGGAAGAGCAUUACAUCAACUUCCGGGAAGUAACGUGGGCGCAGUACUGGAUCCUGGAGCCGGUUGGAUACCAGGCUUUCCGCUGUACAGGAGGAUGUAAGCAGCCAAAGCGUAACUACGGCUAUGGACCGAGAUCCUGCUCAGUGGUUGAAAGCGCACCUCUGCCAGUUAUGUACCUAGUAAAACAAGGGGACUACACACAAAUAGAAGUGGCCGAAUUUCCCAACAUGAUUGUUGAGAAGUGCGGAUGUUCCAUGGACAAGAUUUCCACCGCAUAAAAAACAAGGAAU